Messenger RNA from Medicago truncatula (barrel medic), 1748 nucleotides. RefSeq names its product probable N-succinyldiaminopimelate aminotransferase DapC. Gene Ontology annotation, molecular function: L-kynurenine:2-oxoglutarate transaminase activity; pyridoxal phosphate binding. The transcript is spliced from 2 exons. Gene Ontology annotation, cellular component: cytoplasm. Bases 112 to 1449 code for a protein of 445 amino acids. Lineage: Eukaryota; Viridiplantae; Streptophyta; Magnoliopsida; Fabales; Fabaceae. Gene Ontology annotation, biological process: biosynthetic process. The record is from RefSeq and is a predicted model, not a curated record.
UCAGUCGGUCCUUCCUACCAGAAACGGCACUACACUGGGCCGUGACAUUCGCGAAGACAAUACUAAGCAUUAAGUCAGAAAGGAAUCAAAUUGGUUCAGUGUACUAUUAAUAUGCAGCUCCCCUGCUGCACACAUUCUCUCUUUAGAUUCAUUCCUUCUUAUAAAUCGUUACAAUUUUCUACUCAUCAUUUCAAUUUCAACACCCCCUCUUUCUCCUAUAAACCCCCCAAAUUCCCAUCUCUCAUUGCUCCCGCCACCAUGUCCACUGCUGUUUCCACUGACAAUAUCACUCCUUUGCAGGUUGCAAAGCGGUUAGAGAAGUUCAAAACAACAAUUUUCACCCAAAUGAGUAUGCUUGCCAUCAAACAUGGAGCUAUUAAUCUUGGUCAGGGUUUUCCAAAUUUUGAUGGUCCAGACUUUGUAAAGGAAGCAGCCAUUCAAGCAAUCAGGGAUGGGAAUAACCAGUAUGCUAGGGGUUAUGGAGUUCCAGACCUCAACAUUGCCAUUUCUGAGAGGUAUAAGAAAGAUACUGGGCUAGCUGUAGACCCUGAAAAGGAAAUUACUGUUACGUCUGGGUGCACGGAAGCAAUUGCUGCAACUGUGUUAGGAUUGAUAAAUCCCGGUGAUGAGGUUAUCGUGUUUGCCCCUUUUUAUGAUUCUUAUGAAGCCACUUUAUCCAUGGCUGGUGCAAAAGUAAAAGGCAUCACUCUGCGCCCUCCAGAUUUUGCUCUACCCAUUGAAGAGUUAAAGUCCACAAUCUCAAAGAAUACUCGUGCUAUUCUUUUAAAUACCCCUCACAAUCCUACUGGAAAGAUGUUCACUCCAGAGGAGCUUAAUACCAUCGCUUCUCUUUGCAUUGAGAAUGAUGUUUUGGUUUUCUCUGAUGAAGUUUAUGAUAAGUUGGCAUUUGAUAUGGAACACAUUUCGAUUGCUUCUUUGCCUGGAAUGUUUGAGCGGACGGUGACAAUGAACUCGUUGGGGAAGACAUUCUCCUUGACUGGAUGGAAAAUCGGCUGGGCCAUAGCACCUCCACACUUAACAUGGGGUGUGCGACAGGCACAUGCUUUCCUUACUUUCGCAACCUCAAAUCCUAUGCAGUGGGCUGCUGCAGUAGCUCUAAGAGCACCAGAUUCUUAUUACACCGAACUGAAGAGGGAUUAUAUGGCAAAGAGAUCUAUUUUGGUUGAAGGAUUGAAGGCCGUUGGCUUCAAGGUAUUCCCAUCUAGUGGAACCUACUUUGUGGUUGUAGAUCACACCCCUUUUGGACAUGAAAAUGAUAUUGCAUUUUGCGAAUAUCUAGUUAAGGAGGUGGGAGUGGUGGCAAUUCCUACCAGUGUGUUUUACUUGAAUCCAGAAGAGGGAAAGAAUCUAGUCCGAUUUACUUUCUGCAAGGAUGAAGGAACUCUUAGGGCUGCUGUUGACAGGAUGAAGGAGAAGCUUAGAAAAUGAUCUCUAUUCAUGAUAAUGUCAUGUGUUAUAUGUUGAUUGAAGAUAUUUAUUUUUCCAGAAAUUGAAAUGUAGGUAGGAUUGUAAUAACUUCUUGUUGCUUAGCUCAACAGUCUCGGUCAUUAGCAACAACUUAUCUGCCUAGAUUGUGAUUUUUCCCCCUGAAUCUCAAUUAUGAUGGAUGGCUAUGUGCUUUUCAAUGAAUAAUGUUUGAAGGGGUAUAUUAUUUAUAUUUCGUUGAAUUUCGUUUAAGGCUUGUAUUUUCAUGAUAUAAAGAUUUAUAUUGAAUCUUUACUCCCAAA